AUGGCUGAAGAAAUGGAGAUCGAUGUGGAGCAAAACGCCAUGACCGAGGAGGUGGAGCUCGACCUGAAGCACUUAUGUUCAGUUCUCUAUAAGAUCAUCGCCAAGUGUUUAGUUAAUAGGCUCCGACCAAUACUGGGUGACAUCAUCUCCAUUAACCAAAGUGUCUUUGUUCCGGAGCGGCUUAUUACGGAUAAUGCACUAGUAGCCUUUGAGUGUAUUCACUUCAUUGAGAAUAACAGUAACCAGGUGAACAAUUUCUGCGCCUACAAGUUAGAUCUGUCCAAAGCUUACGAUAGGGUCGACUGGGAGUUUCUCAGGAAAGCGAUGGAAAGAAUGGGUUUUGCUCACAGGUGGAUGGACUGGAUAAUGUCAUGCGUCACGACUGUGAAGUACUCGGUGAAAUUCAAUGGAACCGGUUCAAACAAAUUGAUGCUAAACUAG
Lolium perenne is the source of this 441-nucleotide messenger RNA. The record is from RefSeq and is a predicted model, not a curated record. NCBI's taxonomy places the organism in Eukaryota, Viridiplantae, Streptophyta, Magnoliopsida, Poales, Poaceae.